Molecule: messenger RNA, 1230 nt
Organism: Penicillium maclennaniae
Lineage: Eukaryota; Fungi; Ascomycota; Eurotiomycetes; Eurotiales; Aspergillaceae
Product: Zn(II)2Cys6 transcription factor domain-containing protein
Exons: 2
Coding region: 1-1230 (409 amino acids)
Biological process (GO): regulation of transcription by RNA polymerase II
Molecular function (GO): DNA-binding transcription activator activity, RNA polymerase II-specific; zinc ion binding
Source: RefSeq, a predicted model, not a curated record
AUGGCGCUCCGACGACCGCACCGGAAAUCCCGGCACGGGUGCAUGGAAUGCAAGCGGAGACGAGUCAAGUGCGACGAGGCCAGGCCGACCUGCUCCAACUGCCAAAAACGACAUGCGGAGUGUGAGUAUGGUUCGUCCAGCUCCUUGCUCUGGGCUAAUGAAGAGCCCUCGGGGAGAUUAUCGUCGCGUGCCUCGGGGUCGGACAGUGGACUGCACGGUGACCUUUCACUGGGAAGCCCCGGCUCCGAUUCAUUGGGAUUAUUAGGGAGACUGAGCGGCGAUAGCUCGACCCCCGCUGCUCCCACCGCGUUGAAUCUGCAUGAUCUCGAGCUGAUGAUGCAAUGGUGCAAUGCGACGUUCUACACGCUCUCUCGGAAUGAGCGCACAGAUGCAAUCUGGCGAAAAGCAGUCCCGGAAGAAGGCCUUCGGCAUCCAUUCCUGAUGCAUGGUAUUCUGGCUCUGUCUUCUCUGCAUUUGGCGAGGACCGCGCCCGAGGCUUCGGGGCGGGCUGCGUACCUCAAUCGUGCGGUGGCGCACCAAAACCAAGCAUUGUCGCUGUUUCGCGAGCUUUUGGGCGAUAUUAAUGAAGGAAAUGCUAAAGCGAUGUUUGCAUUCGCCGGCAUCGUCGUCGUCUACACUUUUGGCUUCCCCCAUACACCUGAUGUGCACGAUCCAUGGACCUGUGUGGACGACCUGUACCAGGUUCUCGUCUUGACCCGAGGUGUUUCACAAGUCAUUCGAUCUCCAGCCGACUUCCUCAGCCACGGAUCCUUUGCACCAAUUCUCCAAGUUGACGAAAACCCCGCGCCAUUACCAGACGACGCGACCACAGCAAUCCGACGCCUCCACGAAGCCAACGAGAUAUGUCGCGCCCGCGACCCACACCACGAGACAGACGCCUACACCGUAACAAUCGACAAUAUCGCCGAAAUGUUGAGCUGGGCUUAUGGCGGCACGACCUCGACAGUCAUCGCGGGCAGAUGGGCCAUCAAGCUGCCGCCACGGUUCUUGGACCUGCUACGCGAGCGGGAACCAUUGGCACUCGUAAUGUUAGCGCAUUAUGGCGUGCUUUUACAGCAUCUGGAGCAUCGUUGGUGCUUUGAAGAGUGGUGUGUGCGGGUUGCAAAAGCCGUGUGGGCGAUUUUGGACGAUCAGUGGAGACCGCUGGUUCAUUGGGCGAUGGGAAGGAUCCUCGGCGAAAAUUACCUCGAGCAGAUUGACACCCUGUGA